Colletotrichum truncatum is the source of this 1077-nucleotide messenger RNA. RefSeq lists its product as uncharacterized. The record is from RefSeq and is a predicted model, not a curated record. NCBI's taxonomy places the organism in Eukaryota, Fungi, Ascomycota, Sordariomycetes, Glomerellales, Glomerellaceae.
AUGUCACCUCAGCCAAAUGCCCCUACCCAUCCUAACGAUUGGACAGUCGGACUUGACGACUAUCUGAAACAGAACCGAGUUUUGUAUGAUGAAGCGAUCCCGCUCAAUACCAGCACAUCAUGCUACCUCUGGAGAUUGGAGGGAAUGAAAGACGCUGAGGCCUCAGCCAACGGUUAUGUUGAGGGUCAGCCUGUCGUUAUGAAAUGCGCCGACAGCACACCCAAAUCUCAAGCCUUUCAGGUUUCACCAGAUCGUCUGCGGUUUGAAGUUAAAGCUCUCACUUGCAAAGCGGUGAAGGAAGCCUGCGAACAGGAACCAUCUGUUCAGGUGCCCCGCGUCCUUCGUACAACGACAAAUGGCUUCAUAAUGAACUGGCUUGGGCAGACAGACCUUUGGACGGCCUACAGGACAGGCGAACUGCUCGACGUGUCCAAGGUUGGCGCACGUUUGGGACGAUGGCUUGGCUGCCUGCAUCUCGCUGGCAUUGCUUUGGGACCUGACGGAUGGAGCUUUGAGCACAGUGAGCUUAGCAUGUUCUACGCCCCAGGCGGGCUUGCCGACCAGACCAUCAAUGCUGCGAUGGACAAAGAUGAGGCUGAGAAAGUGCUAGCUGCGAUGCGCAUACCGGCUCCCAUUCGCACGUUAACUCCGUGGGACUUCCGUCCCAUGAACAUUGUUGUACACUUCACCGAUGAUAAGAAUGCAGCACCGGGUCUUGCAGUCGUGGACUGGGAACUUUGUCAUUACGGAGAUCCUUGUGAUGAUAUUCGCAUGUGGGUUGCUGAGGUUGUAAUUCUGGAGACCAAGUUAGAGAAACAUGGCCUGCUUUCUUCCUUUCUCUCGGCUUAUAAACAUCACAUGGGCGCCGCUAUUGUCGAUCAUGACUUUGUAUUCAGAGUUGCUCUGAAUGUUGGCAUCUACAUUCUUUGGCUUGUUCCGAUGGACCCAGCAGUGUGGGACUGCACUGAAGAAGAUGUCGAAUCUUGGAAAACCAAGAGUCUAGAAUUCAUCAGAGCCGGAGUUAAUGAGGAUUUAGCCUGGAUUGAACGUAGUUGUUUGAAAUAUCUUUUAGACUGA